CUCGAUACAUAAUGAAAAAUUCAGGAACUUAAUAUUAACUUAAAUAAUUUCGGCCUUGGACAUCGUUUUCGGAGCUAUAAUAAGAGUCGCGUUGCACGUUUCCGCAUCUCAUCACGCUCAUCGUUCUAUCGUAUAUCGUCAUUCGCCAUAUCGGCAGCUGUGCAUUAUACUGCGUAGAGUCCGUCCUUCAUCCACCCACCAAACAUUAUCCUUCUACACGAUUGCGACGACGACAACACCGUCGAAUGUUGAUACCGCCGUCCGUCUACCACCCACGCCGUAGUACGAAUGCAGGCUGAUGAUGAUAACAACAAUAAUAAGUAAUAAUAAUUAAAAUAACAACUGGUCACUGACGGUAAACAUGAGAAACGAAAAUCGGCCUUGCGCACGACGAAACAGUAUAUAAUAUAUUAAUAUAUAAAUAUUAUAAUAUUCCUAAGAAAUAAUUAUUUUAUUUUUCCUCUCGUAAUUUCGUACAUGACAAAAUUGACUUACAUGUUACAUAAACUCUAUUUUUUCGUGCGCGCGCAGCACUUGAAUAAUAAUAACAACGAUGUCGCGAUGUGUAAGUAUCCGCGCGACGGCGAUUCUUGUUUAGUUGUUCGGUUACUGUCGAAGUGUCGACUCUUGAGUUUUCGGUUCCUGCCGUUCGUGGCUGGUGAGUUGUUCGAGUAACUCAUCUGCUUGCCAGUAGUCUGCAAUCGGCACCGCUAGGCGCUAGUCAAUGUUCGUCUGUGGGUGACAUUAUGGACGAAAGGGAUGAUUUGCUGACGGACAGUGGAGGGAUCGACGUACAAUUUUCGGACGUGUCGUACUCGGUAUCCGUCUGGACUCCAGGCAGAAUAUUCGGUCCAGAGAAAAAACAGAUUUUAAGAAAUGUCAGUGGUGCAUUUCAUAAAAAACAAGCAUGCGCUAUAAUUGGAUGUUCUGGAUCUGGCAAGUCUUCGCUGUUAAAUUUCAUUUCUGGUUAUAAGACAUGUGGUUACAAAGGAGAUAUAAUUAUUAAUGGACAGCCACGCAAUCGAAAACAAUUCAUAAAACAAUUGAGUUAUAUAAUGCAAGAAGAUAAUUUACAACCCCAUCUUACUGUUUUAGAAUCAAUGGAAAUAGCUUCUAAACUUAGAAACUGUACCAUACAACUUGAUGUUUACCACAAAAUCUUAAUAAAAAGAAUAUUAGAUAAUUUAAAGUUGUCAGAAAAAGAACAAACUUUGGCUGGAAAUUUAUCUGGGGGUGAACGUCGUCGACUGUCUAUUGCUGUAGAAUUAAUACGUAAUCCAAAAGUGAUGUUUUUUGAUGAACCAACAACAGGAUUAGAUGUAGUAUCUGCAAAUUAUGUAGUAUCUAUGUUAAGAGACUUAGCCAAUUGUGGUAAAACAAUUAUAUGCACUAUUCAUCAAGCAUCUGCUUCUCAAUUGGAAAUGUUUAAUGCAUUAUACAUAUUAUCACCUACUGGUCAGUGUAUUUACCGCGGACAGUCAUCAAGCCUUAUAAGUUAUCUAUCAUCUGUUGGUCUCCAGUGUCCUUUACAUCAUAAUCCUGCAGAUUUUAUCAUUGAAGUAAGUGCCGGAGAAUAUGGUGAUCAUAAUGAAACACUUGUGAAAUAUAUCAAUAAUGGAAAAUCAAAUGACUGGAAUAAUGACAAAAGUUUAGAAAACUGUGUUCAAUUGCAAAGCUAUCGUUCUAAUUGUUCUAAACAUAAAUGCAUCUCAAAGUUUUUCAAUGAACUACGAAUACUAAUUAAUAGAACAUUAAUCAUCUCAUCUAGAGACAGUGACUUUAUCAAAGUACGAAUAUUUGUACCUCUUUUAAUGAGUUUUCUGUUUGGUUCAGUUUACUUAAAUAUUGGCAAAAGUGGUUUGUUCACACGAGAUAAUGUUACAAUGUUAUACUUCAGUAUGAUGGCGAUUGUUUAUUUAUCUGCCUACUCAAUGUCUAUAAAAUUUCCAAUGGAGUUAUUACUUAUGAGAUUAGAAUAUUUCAACCAGUGGUAUUCACUUCGUUCAUAUUACACGUGUGUGACAUUAAUGGAUCUACCUUUACAGGUUAUGUCUACAGGUCUAUUUUGCAUUGUGAUUUAUUUAAUGACUGGACAGCCAUUUGAGUUAUUCAGAUUUUUAAUGGUUUUUUUAAUGUUAAUUGUAACUGGUUUAAUGUCACAAGCAACAGGCAUGUUGAUUGCAAUUUUGUUUAAGAAUUUUCUUAUAAAUACUAUUGUUAUAUCUUCAAUUAUUUUACCAAUGACAAUAUUUGCGGGCAUUAUGUUACGUAUUAAUGACACACCAAAAAUGUAUAGUUGGAUUUAUGAUAUAUCUAUAUUGAAACAUUCUAUGCAAGGUAUUUUACAUGCUAUUUAUGGUUUUAAAAGAUCUACGUUGCCAUGUCCAGAAAUAUAUUGUUACAAUGGUACACCAGAAUUAGUUCUCAAGGAUGUAAGUAUGAGUGAAAAUAUGUUUUGGACUAGCAUUGGAUAUAUCACAGCUGUAUUUUUAUUUCUUAAAAUUUGUACUUAUGUUAUCUUAAAACACAAACUUUCUUGAUGAAAAUAAUUUAUAAUGUUAAAUUGACUAAUACUUGAUACUAGUCAAUGUCGAUAUUGUUAAAUAAUCUAUUUAUUUUACCUACAUAAAAUAUAUUUUUCAUAAUUUCAUAAUUUGAUGUCUCUUGUUAAGUCAUAUAAUUGAAAAAAUAAGUAGUAUUUUUAUAUUUAUUAAGACUUAUAGAUUAUCUAUAGUUGUAGAUGUGAGGUAUAGUAACUAUGAGGAAGAGGAGAUACAUAAAUGAUACCCUGUAUUGACCUUGAUGCAGUUUUUUUAACAUAUUUGCUUUAUUUUUAAAUACAUAAUUGAAGCGAAUAUUUAUGUCAAUAUAAGUUUUUAAAAAUAAUUUAAUCCUCUAAUUAUACCAUCACUCUUAAAAAAUAUUCUCAUUGCGUAACUGUUAUGGUGGUUUAGAUAGAUUAUUGUUAUAUAUUUUGAGUUAAAUUAGAACUCAUAUAAUUAGAUGUCAGUAAUUUGAAAUAUCUUCUCUAAUAAUAAUGAUGGUUGGAUAAAUAACAAAUUU
Melanaphis sacchari is the source of this 3063-nucleotide messenger RNA. RefSeq names its product ATP-binding cassette sub-family G member 4-like. The record is from RefSeq and is a predicted model, not a curated record. Lineage: Eukaryota; Metazoa; Arthropoda; Insecta; Hemiptera; Aphididae. Bases 747 to 2540 code for a protein of 597 amino acids. Gene Ontology annotation, molecular function: ABC-type transporter activity; ATP hydrolysis activity; ATP binding. Gene Ontology annotation, cellular component: plasma membrane. The transcript has 12 exons.